AGCCAUGUAUUCUUGGGCGUUAAGAAACGAUUAUUCUCUUAAAGAGAUCAAUUUUUACAACUUCAAACAUAUAUUCAUUCUUCAUUUCUUAAUAAGAUGAGGAAAAGAAAAAUAAUGUUAUUUUCUUUUUAUUAGUUCACGGUUAUAGAAAUUAGCAACUUAAAAUUGAGAUGUAAGCCGUCAGACCUCUACGCUCUCUUUAGCAGAAGAGAAAGUAGCCUGGAAGAAUAAAAUAAACGGUGCUGCCGCUUGAACAUAUAUAAGGUAAUUGUUCUUUGGUCCCUUUGUUUAGGUUAAAUCUCUCGCUGAUUCUGGUCAACUGUGCGUGGUUGAUUGGGUGGAUUUUUUUUUUUUUGGGUUCACACAGUGAAAGGUAAAGAGAGUGUUGAUAACUAUUUGCUAUUGGUUCUGAACUCAGCGAGUUUAAAAGGGCAUGAAAAUGACACAAUGUUUAAUAUGAGGUCAAGUGGGUAAAAGACUCGAAUUGUUUGGAGCCAACAAGUAUAUAUAAAGCAUUUCAUUUUUUACUAAUUGUACAAGAAAACAAGGAUUUAGUUGAUCUUGAAUAAACUAAUGCAGAAUCUUGGAAGAUGGGUCAACAACGGCGAGAGUUUCUUGAGAAUAAUGAUAAUUAAGUCCUUGACUUUGUUUUCUUGCCUUACUUUCUCUUGUGUACUAAUGAAAAGGAGAUCGUUCUUGGAGACACAACAACGCAAAUGGGGAUGACACCGUCUUUCUUUGCUUGUUUCCUUCUGUUAACAAUGUUCUUGAGUUUGAGCUACGAAGCAAUAACGCCAACAAGUCCUUUGUCAAUAGGCCAAACUCUCAGCUCGUCCAAUGGUGUUUAUGAGUUGGGGUUCUUCAGUCCUAAUAAUUCCCAAAAUCAAUAUGUUGGAAUCUGGUUGAAGGAUCCUGUUCCCCGGGUCGUUGUAUGGGUGGCCAAUAGAGAAAGUCCUGUUACAGACUCCACGGCAAAUCUAACUAUCAGCACCAACGGAAGCCUUCUCUUGUAUAAUGGCAAACAUGGUGUUGUCUGGUCCACUGGAGAAAAUUUUGCAUCUAACGAGUAUAGCGCAACUUUGUCAGAUGAUGGAAACCUUAUGGUAAUAUUAGACAAUGUUUCGAGAAGAAUUAUAUGGCAAAGCAUUGAUCAUCUUGGUGAUACUAUGCUCCCUUUCUCAACCCUGACGUAUAAUCUCACCACCGGUGAGAAGCGGGUGUUGACUUCUUGGAAAAGUUACACUGAUCCCUCUCCUGGCGACUUUGUGGGUGAGGUUACACCUCAAGUGCCACCACAGGUACUUACUAUGAGAGGCUCGACGACGUAUUGGAGAAGCGGUCCAUGGGCUAAAACAAGGUUCACCGGGAUACCAGUGAUGGAUGCAUCAUUGACAAGUCCAUUUAGUCUUCAGCAAGACGCAAACGGGUCAGUAUCUUUCUCUUAUUUAGACAGAAACUCCAAACCUCCACGUAUAACAAUAACAUCAGAAGGCUCACUGAAGAUUUUUCAUCAUAAUGGGACUGACUGGGCAGUAGACUAUGAGGCUCCAUUAGCCAAUUCAUGCGAUUUUUAUGAUGUAUGUGGACCCUUUGGGUUGUGUGUUAUGUCACCAUCUCCAAAGUGUAAAUGCUUCAAAGGGUUUAUACCAAAAUCCACUGAGGAGUGGAAAAGAGGAAACUGGACUGGUGGUUGUGUGAGGCGCACCGAACUAGAUUGUCUGGGAAAUUCUACCGGAAAAGCUGCAGACGUUUUUCAUUCUCUUGCCAACAUAAAGCCUCCAGAAUUUUACAAAUUUUCAGCUACUUUGGAUGCUGAAGACUGCUACCAAAGUUGCCUCCAAAAUUGUUCUUGCUUGGCCUUUGCUUACAUUAAUGGAAUAGGGUGCUUAGCAUGGAACCAAGACCUAAUGGACGCUGUACAAUUUUCUGUGGGAGGAGAGACUCUUUCCAUUCGUCUUGCACAUUCUGAGUUUGGUGGAAAUAAGCGCAAGAAGACCAUCGUUGCCACUUCGGUGAGCCUUACCGUUUUUGUGAUCUUGGGAUUUGCUGCGUUUGGUUUCUGGAGAUGCAGAGUGAAACAUAUUGGUAACACAUUCAUGACUUUACUAAUCAAACAGAACGAUCGUAGGAUGUUACGCGCUAACACACCACCUCUAACUAAAAUUUCAGCUCAUAUAUCAAAGGAUGCAUGGAAUAAUGAUUUGAAACAACAAGAUGUCCCAGGUUUAGAUUUCUUUCAGAUGAAUACCAUACUAACUGCUACCAACAAUUUCAGUCCAUCAAACAAACUUGGACAAGGUGGAUUUGGUUCCGUUUACAAGGGAAAACUGCAAGAUGGAAAAGAAAUCGCUGUAAAACGGCUUUCUAGCAGCUCUGGGCAGGGCAAAGAGGAGUUCAUGAAUGAGAUAGUACUCAUCUCCAAACUCCAACACAGAAACUUAGUACGAGUUCUGGGAUGCUGCAUUGAAGGAGAAGAGAAGCUAUUGAUUUAUGAGUUUAUGGUGAACAAAAGCCUAAAUACUUUUAUCUUUGAUUCAAGAAAAAGGCUGGAGAUUGAUUGGCCAAAGAGAUUUGAUAUCAUUCAAGGUAUUGCGCGUGGACUUGUAUAUCUCCACCGUGACUCACGCCUUAGGGUAAUUCACCGAGACCUGAAGGUCAGUAACAUUCUUCUAGACGAGAAAAUGAACCCAAAAAUAUCAGAUUUUGGUUUGGCUCGGUUGUAUCAGGGAACCGAAUAUCAAGAUAACACUCUCCGCGUUGUAGGAACGUUAGGAUAUAUGUCUCCUGAGUAUGCAUGGACUGGAAUGUUCUCUGAGAAAUCAGACAUAUACAGCUUCGGAGUAAUGCUGUUAGAAAUCAUCAGUGGAGAGAGAAUCUCAAGGUUCAGCUAUGGAGAAGAAGGGAAAACCCUUUUUGCAUACGCGUGGGACUCUUGGUGUGAAACUGGAGGAAUUGACCUUUUGGAUAAAUAUGUUGCUGAUUCAUGUCAGCCAUUAGAAGUUGGGAGAUGUGUUCAGAUUGGUUUGCUCUGUGUUCAACACCAACCUGGGGACAGACCCAACACACUUGAGUUGCUAUCCAUGCUCACCACAACAUCGGAUCUUCCAUCACCAAAACAACCCACAUUUGUUGUGCACACGAGCGACGAUGAAUCCCGUUUUAGGGAGUUGAUAACUGUCAGCGAGACGACAGAAUCUGUGAAAACCGGUGGUUGAUGGAAAUUGUAGAAUUGAGGUGUUUGGAUUGCUCAUGUUUUAGUUGACUUUUCAGUGUUCCCAUGACUUCUCUGUAAUUAGUGGUCCUUAAACUUGUUUCUGGUAAAGUUAAAAAGACAAAGAAUUUGUGUUAUUCAAGUCCCAAACUUAACUUGUUGCCUGCAAGAGCAUCAAAAGGGUGUUUAUAUCAUCAAUUUCCCUCACGGUGUGAAUCACUAUCACAAUUCCUUUUAACUUAUAUUUCCAACUAAGCUUUCCUCAAAGUCAUUCUUAUUAAAAUAGCAUAAUAAAGUCAUAGCCAUCGAGCAAGGAGUGAACUUGGAGACUCCACAUCAUGUAGUUUGUGGAUGUCAGUUUUGUAACAUUAGACAUGUUAACAUUCAAGAGAGUUGCGGGUGUUAGAUCAACGAUUUCGGCUGUUGCUGAUGAGGUCGACAUGUUUGAGCAAGAGAGAUGAGAAGAAGAGAAACGAAAAGGGGAGGGAUGAAAGAGCCGAAAAAGAGAGACAGGAUUAGAUUUCCUGCUCUGAUACCAUAAAAGAGUUGUAGAAGAUGAUGUUUAUUACAGGCACUGGAGCCGUCAAUAUAUACAGAAAGACAAGAGCCUUCUAGGUCUAGAAGUAAAUACACAUUCCUUAUUCUAUACGUAAGAUAUUAUCUACAUUGAUGACUAGAAUAUUCUGAGGAGAAGGCAAUGAUCUUGUGUAUCCUUAACACACAAAACAUCGUAAGAAAAUAACUCAAAAUCAACUAAUUAGAGGGAUCUAAUUGAUUAAUACUCUUAUCAACUGAUUUAUUCAUAUAAUCAUCUGACUUAUUAGUAUGGGUAGAAAACAACAUCAAUAUAUUCACUGUCUUUCUCUCAUUGUAUCUCUCUAUCUCUCUCUUUUCCUCCCACUAUACUCUUUUUAUCACUCCACUGAUCGUCUCAUUCUCUUAAACAUUCCACACGCCUCCGUCUUCAUCUUCUCUAGCUACUGCCUCCAUGACUCCAUCAUCAUACCUCCGGCGUCCCUGUCCCUACUGCCAACAACGUUGUGUUGUUUUUUUGCUUUUCUUCACUUGUGGAGCUGAGAUGCGUCAUCGAUGGAGCUAAGAUGCUUGACUUAAGUAACUUUGCAACAUUAAGAUCCUCUACAUGGUCUACAAAGGUGUAAACACAACGAUACAUACACGAUUUAGAGAAUUUAAGGUGUUUUCCAAAACCUAGGAAUUCAACUUUCUGGAGAGUUUUUCUAUCGGGAUUGAGUCCUAUAUAUAGCUGCCAGUCAGAACAGUUUCGGGUUCCACAAAAGUUGUGGAUCCCACAAAUACUUAUAUUUAUAUAAUACAUACAAACAUAGAUAUAUACAUAGUACAUAUUUUAAGAGCUCCAAUGAGAAAACCCCCUAUUGGAGGUGCUCUCUUAUCUUUGAUCCAUUUUGAAAUAAAUAAAAAGUUU
Brassica napus (rape) is the source of this 4655-nucleotide messenger RNA. RefSeq names its product G-type lectin S-receptor-like serine/threonine-protein kinase At1g61490. Gene Ontology annotation, molecular function: ATP binding; protein serine/threonine kinase activity. Lineage: Eukaryota; Viridiplantae; Streptophyta; Magnoliopsida; Brassicales; Brassicaceae. The record is from RefSeq and is a predicted model, not a curated record. Gene Ontology annotation, biological process: recognition of pollen; protein phosphorylation. The transcript has 7 exons. Bases 717 to 3215 code for a protein of 832 amino acids.